CCUUUAAUCCAAACUGAUUGCCAGCCAUGCGUAGAGAGUGGUGCGCACUCGUACAAGUAAACAUGUACAUACAUAUUAUUUCUAAGUCCAUGACUUUAACCUAUAAAACACGCGAGUAUGGAGCCCUUGAUGUUUAUGAAAGCCAAUCUAUCACACGAUCGACGACGAUGAUUUUUUUAAAUAAUAUCCAGUGUUUCAGCUGUGCAUAAUUAAAAGCUUGUCGAGAAAGAGUGUCAUCGUCAUGUUCUCCUCAAAUGGCAAAUAUUAAUACUUACCUGUUUUCACUCGAACUACACUUGGAAAGCAACUCCCAAAUCACUGUCACUUAUCGUAUAAGUUUGUAUUAAUUAAAUAGUUAAAAAAUGUCAAAUAAAAGAAAGCGUUCUACAUGUUCCGAAGAUUCCAAUGAUACUUUGGAUGAAGACAGUGACUGUUCGAUGAAAGGAAUCAUUGAGUACUACGAUAGCGAGAACAGUGAUAUAUUUCCAAUACCUCUUGAAGUGUUGAAAUGUACAUUUUCAGAUGAUUCGAACAGCGAUGAAUGUAUGAAUACAGUGUCCGAUCAGUGGAAAUGGACAACAAACAAAAAUAAUCCAAAAAUAUGGCAAUAUUCGAAUACAUCAGGUGUAAAUGAGUCAGUUUUAGAAAGAUUAGGUAGUAAUGUCAGUGUUUUAGAUGUCUUUAAUGAAAUUUUAGAUGAACAAUUCUGGCAACUGUUAGUCACAGAAAUGAAUCGAUUUGCUAAUCAGCGAUUAAGUGACAACAAUUAUAAGAAAAAAAGAUUUGAUGAAAAGUGGUUUCCAACCAAUGUGUAUGAAAUGAAAGCCUAUUUUGCUUUGUGUAUAAUUAUGGCACAAGUAAAAAAACCAACAGUUCAAAUGUAUUGGAGUAAAAGGACAGUUAUAUUAACUCCAAUUUUUGAAGAAACUAUGCCUUUUUGGAGAUUUCUAUUACUUUCACGAUAUUUACAUUUUUCUAAUGAAGAAACAGGAGAUCAGAAUGACACACUACAAAAAAUUGGGAGUAUUAUAACUUUUUUUAACAAUAAAUUCAAACAAUUGUACAGGCCAGAGGAAAAUGUAUUCAUGUAUGAAUCUCUUAUGAAAUUUAGAGGACAUCUUUCCCAUAUGCAAUUUGAUUCAACAAGGAGGACUAGAUUCAGGAUUCAAUUUUACAAACUUUGUGAAUCCAAUACAGGAUUCUGUAUGGCAUUCAAAAUGUGUACAGAACAAAAAAGAAAUGUAGUUCAUGACUAUGCAUCAGAAAGUGCAGUAAUGGAAUUAUCUGAAUCAUUAUGGAAUAAUGGACAUACAUUGUUCCUGGAUAGUUGGUGUUCAUCACCAAAUCUGUAUAUAAAAUUACAUGAAAAAAAAGUAAAUGUUGUGGGAACUGUAAGUAAAAACAGAGAAGAUAUGCCGAAAGAUCUAUCAUUAAAGAAAUUGAAGAAAGGUGAAUUUGAAACACAUUCCUGUAAUGGUUUGUUGGCAUUAAAAUUGCGAGAUAAGAAGGAUAUAUACCUUUUAUCUACAAAGCAUGAAGAUGUAACAGUCCUAGAAAGAGAGCAGGCUAAGAAAAGGAUCUCAAUACCUAGUUGUAUAUCUGAAUACAAUAAAGGCAUAGGUAGUAUAGAUCGUAGAAAUCAAUUUUUGGCCUGCUUUCCUAGAAUGAGAAAAUUCGUGAAAGAAUAUACAAAAAUGUUCUUCUACAUGACAGAUAUAGCCAUUUUUAAUGCACAUGUUUUAUUCAAUAAACUGAAUGAUAAGAAAAAAAUGAAUUACAUAGAUUUUCGAACAGAAGUGGUGGAGGCUUUGUUGCGAUCAGUACAACUACCUAAAUACAGUACAUAUGAAAGACCAUCACAGCGUGCAAUACCGUUGCAGGCAAAGCAUUGGGGACAUUUUCCAAGACAUAUACCUUCAACAGAAAAGAAAGAAAGGCCUUCAAGAACAUGUAAGGUAUGCUCAAGAAGAAAGGAAAGAAGUGAAACUACGUGGGAAUGUAAAAAAUGUUUAGUAGCCUUACAUGUUCCAGAAUGUUUCGAAAUUUAUCACACCAUCGAGGACUACUGAUUAGAACAUUAUAUAUUUUCUAUACUUUUUGUAUUUAUAUGUAUCUGUUAUCAAAUGUAUAUUGACUUUAAUGUCAUGUUUAUAAAAUUAAUUAGAAUAUUA
Hylaeus anthracinus is the source of this 2171-nucleotide messenger RNA. Its product is annotated as piggyBac transposable element-derived protein 4-like. NCBI's taxonomy places the organism in Eukaryota, Metazoa, Arthropoda, Insecta, Hymenoptera, Colletidae. The transcript has a single exon. Bases 363 to 2069 code for a protein of 568 amino acids. The record is from RefSeq and is a predicted model, not a curated record.